CACAGAUAUGCAAAUGAGUCUAAACAAACAGUAAAGCGAAGACCCACAGGAAUGGCAGAUCCUGUGAAGAAGAAGAUGUUGAAAGAAGAAAUCAUUACCUACGCUUAUCUCAUUCUCUACAUCGCUCUCUCCAGCGGUCAAAUCUUCUUCAACAAGUGGGUUUUGUCAUCAAAGGAAAUUAAUUUUCCAUAUCCCCUUGGGUUGACUCUGCUUCACAUGCUCUUCUCCUCUGUUCUAUGUUUCGUACUCACCAAGGGCUUCAAGAUUUUGAAAGUUGCAGAUGGAAUGACAUUAGAAAUAUACACAACAUCUGUGGUCCCAAUUGGUGCCAUGUUUGCAAUGACUCUUUGGCUGGGAAACACUGCCUACCUGUAUAUAUCUGUUGCAUUUGCACAAAUGCUGAAGGCAAUUAUGCCUGUGUCUGUUUUCAUCCUUGGAGUAGCAGCAGGACUUGAGGUAAUGAGCUGCAGAAUGCUUUUAAUAAUGUCAGUGAUAAGUUUUGGUGUUCUGGUGGCUUCUUAUGGAGAAAUAAAUAUCAGCUGGAUUGGAGUUGUUUACCAAAUGGGUGGUGUUGUCGGAGAAUCUUUAAGACUUAUAUUCAUGGAGAUUCUGGUUAAGCGAAAGGGUCUCAAAUUAAACCCUAUAUCUCUCAUGUAUUAUGUUAGUCCUUGCAGUGCCCUUUGUCUUUUUAUUCCUUGGCUCUUUCUGGAGAAACCAAAAAUGGACGCUCAUAGGAUGUGGAACCUUCAGCCUAUUGUGCUAACGCUCAACUCUCUCUGCACCUUUGCACUCAACUUGUCAGUUUUCCUAGUGAUCUCCCACACUAGUGCUCUAACCAUUCGUGUAGCUGGAGUUGUCAAGGAUUGGGUGGUGGUUUUAGUUUCUGCCCUUCUCUUUGCAGAUACAAAGUUGACAUUCAUAAAUUUACUUGGUUAUGGCAUCGCCAUUGCUGGUGUGGCGGCAUACAAUAAUCACAAGUUGAAAAGGGAAGCAUCUCGUAAUAUCUCUGAUGACUCCCAAGAUGCCCAGAGCAUUCCGAUGACUACAGCCUCGAAUCCGAACAGAUAGUUAUGUGCAACACUAAUCUGCCAAGAUGGUGUUGAAAGUAUAAAAUAAUUGCAAGAAUGACAGCUACUUGGAACCACCAGUUAAUUUCAUUGCCCCUGUUUAUUCCGGAAUGUUCAUCACACGCUGCAGGCAAAAAAAAAACCAUUUCCUGACUUUUCGAUUACAGAUUUGUCGUAGUUUUAAUUAGUUUUUCCACUGAUUCUUCAGCAGAUUAUUUGGGGUACUUUGUGCCACCAUCGAGCUGCAGCACCCGUUGUUAUCUUUGGAGAAAUUGCCCUACUGGGAUGAGGUAAAGUAGAAAAACUGUAAAGAAAUACUUGGACUAUUUUAAACUACAGUGUUACUAUGAUUUUUGCUUUUACUCCUUAAAUGUACACUGCUUUAUUGGA
Molecule: messenger RNA, 1457 nt
Organism: Hibiscus syriacus
Lineage: Eukaryota; Viridiplantae; Streptophyta; Magnoliopsida; Malvales; Malvaceae
Product: probable sugar phosphate/phosphate translocator At3g14410
Exons: 7
Coding region: 52-1068 (338 amino acids)
Cellular component (GO): Golgi apparatus; endosome; trans-Golgi network
Molecular function (GO): antiporter activity
Source: RefSeq, a predicted model, not a curated record